Molecule: messenger RNA, 1128 nt
Organism: Neospora caninum
Lineage: Eukaryota; Apicomplexa; Conoidasida; Eucoccidiorida; Sarcocystidae
Exons: 3
Coding region: 1-1128 (375 amino acids)
Source: RefSeq, a predicted model, not a curated record
AUGGAGGACUAUCGUCAGCGUCACCGCGAGGCGUACGAGCGUCGCGUAGCUGAACAGAAGGCACGCGAAGAGAGAGAGAGGCUCGCAGCCGCCCAGCAAAAUGGAACGGGCGACGGAGCUGCGCAGCCCUCGGCCUCUUCGCCUGAAAAAGCCCCCCAGAGCGGCCCCGCCGCUUCCGUCUCGGACCUGUCUAGCGCUCGCGCGCCUGCGGGCGUCGCCGCCGCGUCUUCCUCGGCCUUGUCGUGCGCCGGCGCGUCGCCCGCUUCUCUCUCCGCCGCCUCCUCGGCGCGUGCGGGGGAUCGGGAUGCAGCUGCUCUGGCCGCUGAGGCGGCUUCUCUGGAAGAGGCGCGCCGGCUGCAACGCGAGUUCGAGGCCGAGAUGGAGGGGAUUCGCCCGCCAGACGACACGUACCAGGAGACGCUCAUUUCCGAGGAGGUUCCGCCCGCGACUCUCGCCUGGUGGGACACCGCAGGCGCCUUGCCGGUGGGGGUCGCGCACGGCUCGAGAAGCCCGAGUCGGAGCGGCCAGCCGGCGGAGCCCCGCGACCGAGUCGCCAGCGCGGUCACGCCUCCGCAGGCAGAGGGUGAGGAAGACGACGCCGCUCUCGCCCGGCGUCUCCAGGAAGAAGAAUACAACCGACACCGAGGGGUGUCUCCAGUUCAAGUGGGGCGAUCUGUGGCCGAAUCCCCUUCUCGUCCGCUGUAUGCGCAGACUCCACCGCGAUAUGUGGCGACGCGUGCCCACGAGUCUCCGUCGGCGCCUCACGUUUCUCCCGCGUUUCGCACAUGUGCGGGCUCUCCAGAGCGCUGCGUCAUCGACGUAGACAGAGACAGCAACAGCGACGUGCAGGUGUCUUCUCGUCCGACUUCGCCCUCGCCAGCUUCGCCUUCGCACGGCCGCCCCGGAAGCACACCCAGCGGCGCAGCGUCGCCGUGGGCUGUCCAGGGCACCUGGCCAGCCACUCGGGAAGGGCGAACAGUCCCGGGUCGCGGCUCUCCAGGAAGUGCAGUGACGCCUUAUCCUGCGCGGUCUCAAGAGGCGGAGGUCUUCGCCGCGGCUGGAAUCGAUCUCGAUUCCGACGAGGCUAUCCUGCAAGCUGCGAUCGCGCAGAGUCUCGUGGACAUGUAG